Messenger RNA from Hyla sarda, 2479 nucleotides. It is a transcript of the gene QSOX2, whose product is annotated as quiescin sulfhydryl oxidase 2. NCBI's taxonomy places the organism in Eukaryota, Metazoa, Chordata, Amphibia, Anura, Hylidae. The coding region runs from base 113 to 2098 and encodes 661 amino acids. Gene Ontology annotation, biological process: protein folding. The transcript has 12 exons. Gene Ontology annotation, molecular function: protein disulfide isomerase activity; flavin-dependent sulfhydryl oxidase activity. The record is from RefSeq and is a predicted model, not a curated record. Gene Ontology annotation, cellular component: Golgi membrane.
UGGAUGUGGACGUGACGGGGUUGGCUGCCUUCCUCCAGGCUGUAGCCCCGCCCUUACCAUUGGUUUUGUGAUUGAUGACGUCACGGGGUGAGAGGUCGGCUGCACGGUAGCUAUGGCCGGCUGUUGUGGGGUGCGGGCGGCGCUGCAGGUGUUCCUGGUCGGGAUCGGGUUGCUGGUAAAGGCGGAUAAGACGCUGUACGGACCGGAGGAUGCCGGGAUCUCCAUACUGGGGCGGAAAUCGGUGAACGGCGCCCUGUAUAACUCAUCCUCUGCCUGGCUGCUGGAGUUCUAUUCCUCCUGGUGCGGACACUGCAUCAACUACGCCCCCACCUGGCGGAUCCUGGCCUCGGAUGUGCAGGACUGGGGUCCCGCAAUAAGGAUCGGAGUGUUAAACUGCGCCGAUGAGGAGAACACGGCUAUCUGCAAAGAUUAUGGCGUCCAGUUCUAUCCCACGUUUCGGUUCUUUGCUGCCUCAACCAAAGACUUUACUCAGGGAGAAAACUACAAAGCGGAAGCAGACAGAGAGGUGCAGACGGUGCGACACGUCAUCAUUGACUACAUGGAGAGUCUCCCUGCCGAGCACAGACCCCCGGCCUGUCCGUCCCUCCAGCCAAUCAGCUCGGGUGACAUCACUCUUCUUCUUAACCAAAAAGAGCCCCAUUACACCGCCAUCAUCUUUGAAAGCGAGGCAUCAUACUUCGGCCGUGAGGUGAUCCUGGACCUGAUGCAGUAUGAGAACAUUGCGGUGCGGAGGGCUGUGAAUUCAGACAAGGCCAUGUUGGAGAAGCUCAGUGUUGUUUCAGUCCCGUCUUGUUACCUGAUCUACCCGAACGGUUCACAUGGAUUAAUUAACAUUGCGAAGCCCCUGCGGUCUGUGUUCUCCUCCCACCUUAAGUCCUUGCCAGGUAUAAGGAAGAAAGCCGGAGCUCACUCAGCACUACCAGAGGGACUGCCCAAAGAAGAUAAAGAACACGUAGCCUGGAAGGACUAUGACAUGUCCAAGUUGUAUACCGCAGACCUGGAGUCUGCCUUACAUUAUCUCCUUCGUGUAGAACUCGCUACUCACCAGACUCUGGAAGGAGAGAAGCUGAAAACCUUCAAGGAUUUUGUCAUCCUCUUGUACAAGCUGUUCCCGGGGCGCCCCCAUGUUGUAAAACUUCUGGAAACGCUGCAGGAGUGGCUUGUCAGUAUGCCGCUUGACAAGAUCCCCUAUGACGCCAUCUUGGACCUGGUCAACAACAAAAUGCGGAUCUCUGGAAUCUACCUCACAAACCAUGUGGAAUGGGUCGGCUGCCAGGGAAGCAGGGCACAGCUGAGAGGGUAUCCCUGUUCCCUAUGGAAGUUGUUUCACAGUCUCACUGUACAGGCGGCAGUACAGCCAGAUGUCCUCGUGAACACCGAAUUCGAAGGGGAUGCUCAGGCGGUGCUGAAAACAAUGAGACGGUAUAUCAGGGAAUUUUUCGGAUGUCGGGAGUGCGCACAGCACUUUGAAGCCAUGGCGAAGGAGUCGGUGGACAGCGUGAAGACAGCGGACGAGGCAGUGCUCUGGCUGUGGAAAAAACACAAUGUGGUGAACAAGAGACUGGCUGGUGCUCCAAGUGAGGAUCCAAAGAGCCCCAAAGUGGAGUGGCCCACGCCUGACCUGUGCCCGGCCUGUCACGAGGAGAUAAACGGGCUGCACAACUGGAACGAAAAGGAGGUCCUCGCCUUCCUCAAGAAACAUUAUGGUGCCAAAGAGAUCUCCUUACAGUACUCCGAUCCGAACAGUGACCGUCACGAAGGAGAGGAUAAAAAAAAUGAAAACCUUCACAAUAAGGAACCCGCAGGAGAUGCAGACUUCAGGCAGAACAAGCCGAUUGUCAGACCAGACUUCAUGGACAAAUUAGUACAAAAACCCAUUGAAAAGGGGAAAAGCGACAACCACCAGGAGGGCAACAAGAUGUCAGUCAGCUUCCUGAGUCUGGGCUUCUCCAACAUAGACAUGAGCCUGUGUGUGGUUCUCUACUUCACCUCCUGCUUAUUUUUAAUGAUCAUGUAUUUCUUUUUCAAGGUUCGGUCAAGAAGAUGGAAAAUCAGGUAUAACCGACCCUAUGUAUAAUUUUAUUGUGUGUGUUCUUUUUCUUUAAUUUUUUUUUAUUUAAUUUUUUUAAACCUCCAGUUGACCAUUUGGCCUCCCCCAAGUUUUUGUACUAAUUUGUUUGAUCAGGGAUAUAUGUAUUUAUGUGUGUUUUAAAGGGGUUGUAUGAGAUUUAAAGGAAAGUCACUUUUUUUUUUUCUUCUCCAGAACCAUUCCUAAACAUAGACGGAGUGUGGUAUUACAGCUCACUGUGGAUAGAGGUAAACCGGGCACAGUCCACACUAGUAUUCAAAAUGGAUUUGGGAGCGGCUCAAUACCCCGGUGGUGCUACACGGCAAAACAGUUCAUGACCAUGAACCUAUGACAAGCGCUAAUCGGAGCACUCACCAUAUGGGUACAGCU